UUAUACUGACAUGAACAAAUAUCCUCUAUAUCUUAACCGGUUGUUACUUUUGUUCUUAAAAGGUUGCGCAGAUGGAUUUUACGGAAGUGACUGUUCUUUGUCCUGCAAUAACAACUGCGUCAACAAAGCAUGUAAAGUCACUACUGCGGCUUGCACGUUUGGUUGCCAAGGCAGCAUGUACUAUGGGCCCACAUGUAACAGCGCUUGUAACGCGAAUUGUCUGGGCGGCAUCUGCAGCAGGGCCGGAUAUUGUCUGUCAGGAUGUAACGUCGGUUUCUAUGGCGACCAGUGUCAGCUAACGUGCCAAUCGAGCUCCAAAUGCAAUGACGGUAUUUGUGGUCGUGUGUCGGGCAUCUGCGACGACUGCCAAGUCUCCCCACCCAGCGUCAAUUGUCCGUCAGCUGUCUGCCCAGCGGGUUUCGCAGGCGACGCCUGUACCACCCCCUGUCCGAGUAGACUGUGCCUCUUCAACAGGUGUGACCGCUACUCCCCCAACCACUGCACAGCCUGUCCGCAAGGGUCUUAUGGCAGCUUCUGUAGCAUGACCUGCCCCAACUGCAAGUCGGGCUGCAAUCAGAACACGGGUGUGUGUGAUGACGGUUGUAAGGAUGGAUGGUACGGUCAGACGUGCAACCAGCAAUGCAGGAGUGAAUGUGCCUCGUGUGAACGGAACUCCGGAGAAUGUGUGACUUGUAUUGCCGGACGUUGGGGCCUAAACUGUCAACAGAGCUGCAGUGCGUUCUGUCAAAUGACCGUCGAGCAGGGUGUCAACAUGCUAUACUGCGACAAGACCACUGGCGCAUGCAGGCAGGGGGUGUGUCAAGUUGGGUACUGGAGGGCAGACUGCACUCAGGCGUGUCACACACACUGCCUGACCGAUAACAACGGUAACAGAGUGUGUGAAAUACUUGACGGUAGAUGUACAUUCGGAUGUAAGGACACUUUUUACGGCACCGUAUGCAACGAAACGUGCAGUAUUCGAUGCAAGAAUAGAAUGUGUAAGAAUUACGCUAACAACUGUGACCUCGGCUGCGCUGAUGGUUACUAUGGCGACAGUUGCAGCGGGACAUGCAGUUCGCACUGCGGAGGUGACAAGAAAUGCUUCGCGAACAAUCGAACAUUUUUCUCAAGGAUGUGAACUGAGUUACUACACCCCAAGAUGUGAUACACCAUGUGCUAACACGUGCUUGGACGGUACAUGCGACGCUACUGGGGGUUGUCCGGAUUGCAAGAGAAGUCCUGUGGGACUGAACUGUCGAGUUCAGCAGUGCACACCGGGGUAUUACGGAACCACGUG
This is a messenger RNA of Dreissena polymorpha, 1297 nucleotides long. Its product is annotated as multiple epidermal growth factor-like domains protein 6. The coding region runs from base 11 to 1138 and encodes 375 amino acids. The transcript has 8 exons. Lineage: Eukaryota; Metazoa; Mollusca; Bivalvia; Myida; Dreissenidae. The record is from RefSeq and is a predicted model, not a curated record. Gene Ontology annotation, molecular function: scavenger receptor activity.